GUCCCUUGUCCCGGUCUCUGCUCCUGCUCCUGCUGAGGCCGUGCCUCAAGUUCUGCCUGUGCCUUCUGCAGGUGCUCCUGCAGCCACAGCCAUGUCCUGCUACGACCUGUGCCGGCCCUGCGGCCCCACCCCGCUGGCCAACAGCUGCAACGAGCCCUGUGUCCGGCAGUGCCAGGACUCGCGGGUCAUCAUCGAGCCGUCCCCCGUGGUGGUCACCCUGCCCGGGCCCAUCCUCAGCUCCUUCCCCCAGAACACCGCCGUGGGAUCCUCCACCUCCGCCGCCGUGGGCAGCAUCCUGAGCGAGUCCGGGGUCCCCAUCAACUCGGGCGGCUUUGGGCUCUCGGGGCUCUCUGGCCUUGGUGGCCGCUACUGCGGCCGCAGGUGCCUGCCCUGCUAGAGCUGGGCCGGACGUCCAGCGAGUGCCUCCCCCAGGACGCCCCAAGCCAGGUGCCGCGCUGAGGCUGGAGCUGCUGGCCAGCGUUUCCAGAGGCCUCGGGGCCCUGCAGCCCUCCUGCCAAGGAGGGAGGCAAACGUGGCCAGCUGAGGCUUCUGCUUGUCCUGCUUUCUUCUGCACCUCCCCGGGCCCUGCCGGGCCCUGCUCUGCUGGCCCAGGGGCUCAGCCCCUGGCCGGUGCAGCGGGGUCCUGCUGCUCCCGCUGGCCCCGUGCCCGGGGCAGGCAGACGUGUGUCCCACUGCUGGCACAGCCA
This is a messenger RNA of Vidua macroura (Pin-tailed whydah), 707 nucleotides long. Its product is annotated as feather beta keratin-like. The coding region runs from base 92 to 397 and encodes 101 amino acids. The transcript has a single exon. Gene Ontology annotation, molecular function: structural constituent of cytoskeleton. Gene Ontology annotation, cellular component: intermediate filament. NCBI's taxonomy places the organism in Eukaryota, Metazoa, Chordata, Aves, Passeriformes, Viduidae. The record is from RefSeq and is a predicted model, not a curated record.